UGCUAGUUUUACUGUAUUUAAAUGAGGUGCUUCUCUUCAGCUUUUGUGUUCAAAUAUAGGUGCCCAUUGGAAUUUAUUUUCAUCCACUUUUUUUUAAUGUAAGGAGGGAAAAUGACUGCUGGUUCAGUGUGUGUCCCUCAGAUCAUACCACUGCGAGUGCCUCAGCCUGGAAAAGCCAACCAUGAAAUUGAUAACAAUACACUUUUGGAAAUGAAAUCGGACACCCCAGAUGUCAACAUAUAUUAUACCCUGGAUGGCAGCAAACCUGAAUUUCUAAAGAGACUUGGUUAUGGUGAAAAUAAUACAUUUAAGUAUACGGAGCCUAUUACUCUGCCUGAUGGAAAAAUACAAGUUAAAGCUAUUGCAGUCUCUAAAGACUGCCGACAGAGUGGCGUUGUAACAAAGGUGUUCCAGGUGGACUAUGAACCACCGAAUACAGUUUCUUCAGAAGACAAUAUUGGAAAUGUUCUCAAAGAUUCUUCAAAGCAGGAAUUGAAAAAUGGAUUUGUUGGGGCAAAACUAAGGAAGAAAUAUAAGAAUGCUGAAAAUAAACUGGGUUGGAAUGUUAACCUUAGAAAGUUUCCAGACCUCAACUUAGAUGAAGGAGCUGACCCUAAAACUCUGAAAUAUCUUUGCUUCUCAGCGAGUCCACUGGAAACCCCAGCUUACCGUGAAGAAUCAGGUUCUAGACCACCUACCCACCAGUCCCAGUUCCCUGGUUUUGCAAACAUAACUGGCCAGAAGAGUUUGACAAGCACAGAGAUCAUGCGAAUUCAAAGGGAGACAGACUUUCUCAAGUGUGCCCACUGUCUUGCCCCUCGCCCAUCUGAUCCCUUUGCUCGCUUCUGUCAAGAAUGUGGCUCUCCUGUCCCACCCAUAUUUGGCUGUCGUCUUCCACCCCCAGAAGGAGCUCAGAUGGGCUUAUGUGCAGAAUGUGGAAGCAUGGUGCCCAUGAACACUCCCAUCUGUGUGGUGUGUGAGGCCCCUCUUACUCUACAGCUGCAGCCACAGGCCAGCCUCCGCUUGAAGGAGAAAGUAAUUUGCCGCACCUGUGGCACAGGGAAUCCUGCUCACCUGAAAUACUGUGUCACCUGUGAGGGAGCCCUGCCUUCAACACAAGAGUCUGCGUGCAGGGGAGAUAAAGCCCCUCCUCCGCGCACUCAGAAAGGGGAGACCAUUUCCUGCUCCAAAUGUGGGCGCCGGAAUCGCCGAGAAGCUUGCUUCUGUGACUGGUGUGGAGCCACGCCUGGCAUUCCUGCUCGCUUCUCUGUUUGCCCUAAAUGUGGGGCCAGCAAUCACCCAUCUGCCCGAUUCUGUGGCUCCUGUGGUGUUUGUGUCAAGUCCUUGGCAAGACUUAGUGUGGAUGACAGGCUAGCUCCAGCUGCUGGAGAACCUGGCCCUUUUGCUGAGCCCCAAUCUGCCUGGCAGUCGCUAAGUGUUUCUUGCCCCAAACCUGAUGCUGGGACUAAGAAGGCUGUAGGAACACAGACCACUGGCCUGUUCUACCCAUCUGGCAAACUGCUAGCCAAAAGGGAACUGGAAGUGGCUUCUCAGAAGCAGACGCAGGAGAAGAUGAGUGACCACAAACCUCUCCUUACAGCCGUCAGCCCCGGACGAGGAUACUGGAGAAAACAGUUGGAUCACAUCUCUGCUCACCUCAGGUCUUAUGCUCAGAACAACCCUGAAUUCCGGGCCUUGAUUGCAGAACCCAGGAUGGGAAAGCUUGUCUCUGCUACUGUCCAUGAAGAUGGCUAUGAAGUUAGCAUCAGGCUGAAUUAUAUUCAAGUAUCAAACAAAAACCUUUCCCUCAACAAGGCGGUGAAUUUCAGCGACCACUUUCUGAGCAGUGGUAAUGGGCUGUUCGGCAGCAGGUCCAGCUCGGUGAGUGACUACAGCCAUAGCACCUCAGACACCACUGAAAACAUCAAGAGGACAAAGAAUUUCAAGACCAAGAAAUUUCAAGAAAAGAAGGGGCAGCUUAUACCUGAAAACAGACUUCUGCUGAAGGAAGUGGGACCGACAGGGGAAGGAAGAGUCUCUGUGAUUGAACAGCUGCUUGAUGAAGGAGCAGAUGCCAACUGCAGCGAUGAUGAAGACCGACCUGUUAUAACCGUGGCUGUUGUGAACAAGCACCAUGAAGCGAUUCCAGUUCUCGCGCAGAGAGGAGCAGAUGUCGACCAGCAGUGGGGCCCGCUCCGAAAUACAGCUCUUCAUGAAGCAACUCUGCUUGGCCUGGCAGGGAGGGAGUGCAUCGCUGCUUUACUGCGAUGCAACGCAAGCAUCCGAAAGAAGAACGCAAGAGGCCAGACAGCGCACGACCUGGCUCUGGAAAUCGGGGACGACCUGAUCACCUCGCUCUUUGCUGCUAAGCUCAGCCUAGAUGACUGUUAGACCCAAGGGUCUCUGCGGGACUGCACUGGAAGAAACCAUCCGGCUCUGGCAGUUCUUUGUUUCUUUCUGAAAUGUGUGUUUGAGGUUUGGGAAUUGAAGUUGAGAGAAACUCAUAGAUUUUUUUUUUUUAGUUAUAUGGCAGUGUAAGCCACCAACACCACAUGGGCAUUUCCCAAUAUGCCCUGGAUGGUGAUGAACUUAAUGUGUGGUUUUUAAUGGUUUAUUGCUGCUUAUUUUAGAAUUUUCUUUUAAAUUUAUUUUUCAAUAAAUAAUAAUUGCACAUGGUUCCAAGUUAAAAAGUAUAAAGUAUUAUGUAGUAAAAAAAAGCUUCCUCCCAUCCCUGUACCACAGCCACCCACUUCCCCUCCUCAAAGGCAGGCAAUGAUACCAGUGUCAUCUAUGUCUUUCUAGAAAUAGUAUAGGAUUAUAUAAGCACGUGUAUUUAAUACAUGCAUACAUACAUAUAGAGUAUACAUAAAAUAUAAACAGAGAUAACACAUAUAUAUUCUUUCCCCACUUUUAAGACGAAUAAUAGCAAACCACACACUGUUCUGUAUCUUGUUCUUUUGCUUAAUAUAUCUUGUAGGUGGUUCCAAAUUAGCACAUAAAGAUUGAGUUUAUUUAAAAUGUUUUUUUCUUAUGUUGAUCUCAUCAAUAUUCCUAUUAUGGUUUGUUCUUUGGUUGACAAGCUUUGAAUAAACCAUUUGCAGGAAUGUGUAA
Messenger RNA from Diceros bicornis minor, 3111 nucleotides. It is a transcript of the gene DZANK1, whose product is annotated as double zinc ribbon and ankyrin repeat domains 1. Lineage: Eukaryota; Metazoa; Chordata; Mammalia; Perissodactyla; Rhinocerotidae. The transcript is spliced from 20 exons. Bases 112 to 2391 code for a protein of 759 amino acids. Gene Ontology annotation, biological process: eye photoreceptor cell development. The record is from RefSeq and is a predicted model, not a curated record. Gene Ontology annotation, molecular function: protein binding.